AUGUCAGACUCCGAAGAUGAUUUCAUGUCAGACAAGUUCUUACUGAAUUUGCCGUCUUCUUCGUCGUCUUCAAAUAAGAAAUCAUAUAGUGAAUCGCGCAAUUCCCAACAAUUGAAGUCGAUGAGAAAGGGACAAUCUAAAAAUCAAGUUCCACUUAAACAGUUGGAAGAAGAAAGGAGACGAGAAGGAUUAUCUAAAAGUCUGUUUGAACAACCUGAUGCUGUUGCCAGUGGAAGUGGUGGUGGUGUAGCUAUGGGAUUAAUGAAGAAAAUGGGCUGGAACGUGGGUGAAUCUUUAGGUAAAAAAAGAUCAUCUCCUCCUCCACAUUCUUCUGCAUCGCAAUUUAAUGCCAAACCACAAGAGAAAGGUAUGAAGAAUAACGCCAAGAGACCGAAAUUUCUUCCGGGAGACGAGGAAGAAGAAGAGGAAGAUGAGGACAGACCGAAAAGAGGGAUCGCAAAUGGGAUUGGGUCAAGCUCCAGGAUUGAACCUAUCAGAAUAUCGAUGUGGUCAGGUAGAAGAGGUCUGACAGCAAGGUCACCCUCUCCUCCACCAUUACCUAAAGCUACCUCUGGGAGAGAUCCAGAUGCUUUGGAUGAGAAAAAGUUGGAAAGAUUAGGUAAACAAACUGAAGGUUUUAGAGAUAGGCAGAGAGCAGAAUACACAGAAAGGGAAAGAGAGAGAAAAGGUAGAGCUGCAAGAGAGAAAUUGGUGGAAUAUGAUAAAGAGAAAGGCAUAAAGUUUCACCCGCUUCACAUUGUGCCUUUUUCACCACUCACCACCUUGCCGAAACCUUUACUCAAGAUAGUCUAUCCCGCACAAGCAUAUUCACCUUCUCCUGAACCUGAAUCCUCCACCGCUGUUGAGGGGUUUGAAAGGGAAAGUAAUUUAAGUGCAGCUGAGAAACUACGAGAACAAAUGAGAAAAGAUAUGCUAUCUACUCUAGCGGGAGAUGAAGAGGACAAUGAUGAAGGGGUGAUAAGGUUUGGUCUAGCUCAAGAAGAUGAAAGUCUGGCCGAGGCGAAGAAGCUAGAUAAGCAGAAGGAUGAUGAGUACCGAGGGGUGAAUUGGCAAGAGCAUGUACAGGGCGCGAAGAGAGUUCUUUCAAUGGAUCCCGCAACUUAUUUGCAGUUCGUGGUAGAUCAGCUUCGACACGAAUAUCUGUUCUGCUUCUGGUGUGCCUACAAGUAUGCAACGUACGGAGAGAUGGAGGGUCCUGGAGGUUGCCCCGGAGAAGACGAAGAUGACCACUAG
Messenger RNA from Kwoniella shivajii, 1254 nucleotides. RefSeq lists its product as uncharacterized. NCBI's taxonomy places the organism in Eukaryota, Fungi, Basidiomycota, Tremellomycetes, Tremellales, Cryptococcaceae. The record is from RefSeq and is a predicted model, not a curated record. Gene Ontology annotation, cellular component: kinetochore. The transcript has 3 exons. The coding region runs from base 1 to 1254 and encodes 417 amino acids.